AUGGCAUCACAGCACCAAAUCCAAUCCUUCCCGUCCAAACCGCGCGUCUUCAUCCUGAGCGAUAUCUCCAAUGAACCCGACGAUGCUGAGUCACUGGUGCGCUAUCUAUUGUACGCCAACCAGUUCCGUACUGAAGGCCUGGUAGCUUGCACGUCAACCUGGAUGAAGAAUAAGGUCUGCCCGCAGGACAUGCACAAGAUAAUAGACGGCUAUGAGAAAGUCGUAGACAAUCUCAAUGCCCACGUCCACCCAGACGACCCAUAUCCAACAGCCCAAUAUAUGCGAUCGCUCAUCAAAAAGGGCGCAGAGAGCUACGGCAUGACCGCCGUGGGCCCAGACAUCCCCCUAAGCGAAGGCGCACAGCAUCUGCUAGACCGUAUCCUCGUUCCAACCGACGAUCCCCUCUGGAUCCUCUGCUGGGGCGGCACAAACGUGCUCGCAUCCGCACUCCUCAAACUCCAAACCACACAUUCCCCCACCACAGCCGCCACGCAGCGCGCAAAGCUCCGCGUAUACGCAAUCUCCGACCAAGACGACACAGGAACCUGGCUGCGCACGACCUACUCAGAUCUAUUCUACAUCUGCUCCGUGCACGGGUGGUGCCAGUACGGACUAGCUGCGUGGACCGGGAUCUCCGGCGACGCAUGGUACGGCUUCGACCAGGGCGGACCAGAUGGGUCGAAGAUCAGCGCGGAAUGGAUCCGAGAACAUAUCCAGAUUGGACCCCUGGGCUCAAAAUACCCGGAUUUCAUGUUCAUCCCAGAAGGCGACACGCCGACGUUCCUGUACCUGAUCCAGAACGGGCUCGGUGUUGCUGAGAGCCCGGAGUACGGGUCCUGGGGCGGUCGGUAUAUCCGCACAGACGUGAGCGGGGCAGGCGUUGCGAAUGGCCAUUUCAGCGAUACUCCAGAUGAGGUCGUUGGGCUUGAUGGGCGCCGGCACAAGUCGAACCAGGCGACAGUGUGGCGCUGGCGGGACGCGUUCCAGACUGAUUUCGCGGCACGCAUGCAGUGGAGUCUUUCUGGGGAUGUGGCGCGCGCGAAUCAUCACCCUGUUGCUGUUAUUAAUGGGACUGUUGGGCCUGCGCCGCUGGUUCUUGAAGUGCCGGCUGGGGGCGUGGUGAGGCUUGAUGCGCGGGCGUCGUAUGACCCGGACCCGGAGGACUGUAUUACGUUUAAGUGGUAUCAGUAUAAGGAUCCAAGUGCGACGCAGUGGUCUGUUCAACAUGAGGUUGGGGAGUUGGGGAUUCGGCUUUUGGAUGAGGCUGGAAGUGUGGUUGAGGUGACAGUCCCGCCGGCUGAGAAGUGCUGUGUGGAGCUUAUUAGUCGUAAGGCUGUUGCGAGGGGGCAGUUGUUGCAUCUUAUUUUGGAGGUGAAGGAUAAUGGGUCACCGGCGCUGAUUACAUAUCGGCGUGUUCUUAUUCAAGCGACGAACCAGGAGUUGCUGGGUGGUGGCGGGGGUGCUGAGGCCAUUGGUGAUACUAUGAGAGAUGUGAUCCCGUGA
This is a messenger RNA of Penicillium mononematosum, 1503 nucleotides long. RefSeq names its product DUF1593 domain-containing protein. Gene Ontology annotation, molecular function: hydrolase activity, hydrolyzing N-glycosyl compounds. The coding region runs from base 1 to 1503 and encodes 500 amino acids. The transcript is spliced from 2 exons. The record is from RefSeq and is a predicted model, not a curated record. Lineage: Eukaryota; Fungi; Ascomycota; Eurotiomycetes; Eurotiales; Aspergillaceae.